This is a messenger RNA of Chelmon rostratus (copperband butterflyfish), 2670 nucleotides long. RefSeq names its product serine/threonine-protein kinase BRSK1-like. Gene Ontology annotation, molecular function: ATP binding; tau-protein kinase activity; protein serine/threonine kinase activity. Gene Ontology annotation, biological process: intracellular signal transduction; microtubule cytoskeleton organization; protein phosphorylation. NCBI's taxonomy places the organism in Eukaryota, Metazoa, Chordata, Actinopteri, Chaetodontiformes, Chaetodontidae. The transcript is spliced from 19 exons. Gene Ontology annotation, cellular component: cytoplasm. Bases 1 to 2517 code for a protein of 838 amino acids. The record is from RefSeq and is a predicted model, not a curated record.
AUGAGUAAGGAACUGUCUCUCGGUCAGUCAGCUCAAUAUGUUGGGCCCUACCGACUGGAAAAAACACUGGGGAAGGGACAGACGGGACUGGUCAAGCUUGGGGUCCAUUGUAUUACGGGUCAGAAGGUAGCGAUCAAAAUAGUCAACAGAGAGAAGCUGUCUGAGUCAGUCCUGAUGAAGGUUGAGAGGGAGAUUGCCAUUCUGAAACUGAUUGAGCAUCCGCAUGUGUUGAAGCUGCAUGAUGUUUACGAGAAUAACAAAUACCUGUACCUGGUGUUGGAGCAUGUGUCGGGAGGAGAGUUGUUUGACUACCUGGUGAAGAAGGGCCGGUUGACUCCGAAAGAGGCCAGAAAGUUCUUCAGGCAGAUCAUCUCUGCUUUGGAUUUCUGCCACAGUCACUCCAUCUGUCACAGAGACCUGAAGCCCGAGAACCUGCUCCUGGAUGAAAAGAACAACAUCCGUAUCGCUGACUUUGGCAUGGCCUCCCUACAGGUGGGAGACAGUCUGUUAGAGACCAGCUGUGGAUCACCACAUUAUGCAUGCCCUGAAGUUAUACGGGGGGAGAAAUAUGAUGGGCGGAGAGCAGACGUGUGGAGCUGUGGGGUCAUCCUUUUUGCUCUGCUGGUGGGCGCCCUGCCUUUUGACCAUGACAAUUUACGCCAGCUCCUGGAGAAGGUGAAGAGCGGGGUGUUCCACAUGCCCCACUUCAUCCCCCCGGACUGCCAGUCCCUGCUCAAGGGCAUGAUUGAGGUCAACCCUGAAAAGAGGCUCACGCUAGAGGCCAUCCAGAAACAUGCCUGGUAUCUGGGCGGUCGUAAUGAGCCGUGUCCUGAGCAGCCUCCUCCCAGGCGAGUGUGUGUGAGGCGAAUCUUGUCCCUGACUGAGCUGGACCCAGAUGUGUUGGACAGCAUGCACUCGCUGGGUUGUUUCCGAGAUCGAGUCAAGCUCACGCGUGAUUUGCAAUGUGAAGAGGAAAACCAGGAGAAGAUGAUCUACUACCUACUGCUGGACAGGAAAGAGCGCUACCCCAGCUAUGAGGACGAGGAUUUGCCUCCGCGCAAUGACGUAGCAGACCCUCCUCGAAAGCGUGUUGACUCUCCUAUGUUGACACGUCACGGCCGCUGCCGCCCGGAGAGGAAAAGCCUGGAGGUGCUGAGUGUUACUGAACAGGGGUCUCCUACUCCACCUCGCAGGGCCCUGGACACAGCUGCGCACAGCCAGAGGUCUCGCUCAGUCAGUGGAGCAUCAACUGGUCUGUCCUCCAGCCCUCUCAGCAGUCCCAGGGAGCCCAAACAGGGAAGCACCACUACUCCUCGCUCAGCACGGGCUCAUGACAAGCCCAAAGCUCCCCCCAACCCAAAGACCCAGACCCUGCCCACCAAGGGACCUGCCGACCGACCCCAUCUGCAGCCCAUCAAAUCCCUGCCUCUGCACAACCCAUCCUCCCGCUCACCCUCCCCCUCUCCGCUCCUGUCACCCAUCCCCCGUUUCUUCUUCCCCUCGUCCUCUGUCCUAAAGUCAGUGACUAAGAGCUUCUACCCAAACUCUGCCCACUCUGUGCCGCAGGUCACUCCCCAAGGCUCUCCGUUGCCCACACCCCUGGGCACCCCUGUCCACCACCCUCACCACCCCUCCUCCACCCCGCCCUCCUCUUCCUCGUCCUCGUCCUCCUCGCGGGCGGAGGGAGGGGGAGGGGUGGGCUCGCUGUCGCUGACCCCGCCUUCCAGCCCAGGAGGGGGAAGCGGCAUGGCGGCCAGCAGCUCUGCCCACUGGAGGACUCGCCUCAAUUCUUUCAAGAACAACCUGCUGGGAUCACCCCGCUUCCAUCGCCGCAAACUGCAAGUUCCCACAUCAGAAGACAUGUCCAGUCUAACACCAGAAUCCAGCCCUGAGCUGGCCAAGAAGUCGUGGUUUGGGAAUUUCAUCGGUUUGGAGAAAGAGGAGCAGAUCUUUGUGGUGAUCAGAGACAAACCCCUGAGUUCUGUCAAAGCCGACAUUGUCCACGCCUUCCUGUCUAUCCCGUCGCUCAGUCACAGCGUCCUCUCCCAGACCAGCUUCCGGGCCGAGUACAAAUCCUCCGGCGGCCCCUCCGUCUUCCAGAAGCCCGUCAAGUUCCAGGUGGACAUUGCCUUCUCCGAGGGCGAGAGGGAGCGGGACAGGGAGAGGACCGAGAGGGAAGGCAGGAGGGAGACAGGAAUCUACAGCGUGACGUUCACCCUCAUAUCAGGUCCGAGUCGCAGGUUCAGACGAGUGGUGGAAACGAUUCAAGCUCAGCUUCUCAGCUCCCAUGAUCAACCCAUGGUGCAAGCCCUAUCUGAUGAGAAGAAUGGCCGGCCCCACGGGACCCCCACCCGCCAAAACUCGAGGCGCUCCGAGGGUGGGGGCGACAGGUGCGAGUGGGGCGACCGGGCAGAUGGCGGAGGCAUAGGAGGCAGCGGAGGAGUUCUGCAGCGCAGAGGCUCGGCAAAAGAGAGAACCCGACUGCUGUCCUCCAAUGGAACCCAAUCCCAACCAUAGGAUAGAAAGCGUGACCAAGUAGCAGGAUGCUUGAACUACACCGGAAAGAAGAAGACAGUAUAACUUCAUCUCCAAGUGUCCCUGCAAGCCAUGAGCUACUCCUAAUCUUCCUUGACUAAGUUGAAGGUGUUGGACCAUAGCAAGGAUUGAGCC